AUGUACUCUACACUACCCCAUGAAUUACAACUAAACAUUCUUUCACAAUCAUCAGAUCUACAACAAGUCUCCCAUAUUGAUCAACAUCAUUAUAAUUUGACACAAUAUAUCAUACAAUCAAAAUUACAACAUUAUUUAACUAAAACUCCAUUAUUACUAUCAUUAUUCAGUCCAAAUAAUAAAGAAUCAAAUAUCAAGAAUUUUUAUAAUAUUUCAUAUGAUGUACAUUCAAAUUAUACAAGUUUUCAAAUAAAUAAUUUAAAUCAUAAAGAAAAUUUAUUCCAUAAGGAUAUCAAUACAAAACCAUCAGUUUCAUUAAACCAAAAAAAUCAUUUAGAUCUUGUCCUAAACGAGGAUCAAACAACAACAAAGCUUUCAUUAAACCUAAUCAUUGGUUCUCAAUCAUUUGAUACUGGAUUUAAAUUAAAUAAAUUUAAACCACAUGCAUCACAAGUUAAAGAUGGGUUGAAGUUGAGUUAUAGUUUACAAGAAGGUGAAUUAGAACCUGCUAAAGGUGGAUAUGAUUAUGAAUUGAAUUAUAAUUAUUCUUUGAAUUUUCAAGAGAUUAAAAUUGAUAAUUUUGAAUUGUUGAGAGUUUUAGAGAAUGAUGGUGGAAUGAUUUUGAGAUAUUAA
This is a messenger RNA of Hansenula ciferrii, 633 nucleotides long. RefSeq lists its product as uncharacterized. The transcript has a single exon. The record is from RefSeq and is a predicted model, not a curated record. NCBI's taxonomy places the organism in Eukaryota, Fungi, Ascomycota, Saccharomycetes, Phaffomycetales, Wickerhamomycetaceae. Bases 1 to 633 code for a protein of 210 amino acids.